Messenger RNA from Platichthys flesus (European flounder), 2519 nucleotides. RefSeq names its product protein downstream neighbor of son homolog. Gene Ontology annotation, cellular component: nucleus. The record is from RefSeq and is a predicted model, not a curated record. NCBI's taxonomy places the organism in Eukaryota, Metazoa, Chordata, Actinopteri, Pleuronectiformes, Pleuronectidae. The coding region runs from base 103 to 1941 and encodes 612 amino acids. The transcript is spliced from 12 exons. Gene Ontology annotation, biological process: nuclear DNA replication.
GUUUAAGUGCGGAAGGCGCAAUAACAGAACGGCAGCGGCUCCCGUCUUCUUCCAGAUCAGCCUUUCAGUUUGAGCUACCUUGCUAAACAGUCCCUCGGCAGUAUGUCUCAGCAGGCAGGAUAUUCCCCCAACUUCAAACGACCCGCGGACAUUAUGCGGAAGAGGUGGAGGAGAUCCCGAAGUGACGCCGGUGUCCUGUCCAGCCCGAGCGGGCAGGAGUCCACGGGCAGCCCGGGACAAAGCGGCUCGUCCCCGGCGUGUGUCCGGCCGUUCUCCCCCGGACCGCUGUUCAGCAACCAGAGCCGCUCCGGAGCUGGAACCAAACGCAGGAACCCGUUCUCGAGUAUCGAAAACACGUACAGCCCCAAAAAGAAAAUACACAUCUUCAACGACGACGUGAAAAGCGACGCUGCAGACGAUCAGCAGGACGAGGACAUGUCAACAAAGAGAGAGUGUCGAGGAGUUUCAUCCUUCAGCGCAAUCCUGACCGAGGCAGAGAGACACGAGCACCGGGAUGUUCCCUUUAAGAAGUGUCUCACUGUCUCUGAGGAUGACUCUCUGUUUGAAGAAGAGGAAGAAGAGGUUAAAAGUCCACUGCUGAAGAGUCCUCAGGCCAUUGCUCCGGCCUCCAUAGCUCCCCCCGUCUGCACAGAGUAUCCAGCCGACUGGAGCCUGAAGACUCGGCUCCUCUUCACCUCCCCGCUCACCCUGUCGUGGGCCGAGCAGCCCAAAGCCCAGGAGGAGGCUCUCGGGCUCAGCCAGCAUUGUAGAGCUCAGUACACCACCCUGCCUCACACUCUCCAGGAUCCCAGGUCCUGCCCGGAGCUUCGGUGUGCCUUCCAGCAGAGUCUGGUGUACUGGCAGCAUCCCUCCCUGCCCUGGCUCUCUCUGUUCCCCAGGAUCAAUGCCGAGAGGCGCUUCACAGGGAAGAGCACCCCCUGGGCACAAAAUCCAUCCCUGCAGCAGAGUCUCAUGAGUGAAUGGUCAGUCAGUCUGUCAUCCCUCUACAGUCUACUGAAGGCCAGACAGUGUCCUUACUUCUACCUCUGCUCCUAUCAGUUUACAGUGUUGUUCAGGGCAGCAGGCCUCGGUGGUUCCAGUCCCAUCACGGCCCUGAUCUCUCCCACAACUCGAGGUCUCAGAGAGGCAAUGAAGGCUGAAGGUAUAGAGUUCAGUCUCCCUCUAGUGGAGGACAGGAGGAAGAGCAAGGACCCGCAGAACCUGGAUGGGCAGGAUGAGAAAUCGGAGGAGUGCUCUGAGCUGAAAGAAGGUGUCGAGUGUCAGGAGGGGGACGAGGGAGGAGAAGAAGGAUACAACGACGACGAGGACAGCAGCUUCUCCUGGCUGAAGGAGAUGGGAAUCCAGGACAAAAUCAAGAAGCCCGACAGCAUCAGCAUACAACUUCGUAAGGAGAGUCACACUGUGGCUCUGGACCACAAACCCGAGUCGGUGGUGUGUGUGGAGGGAUCUCACACUUUCACCCUCAUCAACUUCCUCAUCAACUGCAAGGGUUUGGUGGCCUCAGCGGGUUCCCAGGCUGGGUUGCCCCCGACCCUGCUGGCCCCCGGCGCUUUCAGAGGAGCUACAAUGCAAACGCUGAAGGCUCGCAGUGUGAACGUGAAGUGCCAGGUUGGUUCCAGCUUCCAGAAUAUCAGCAGUCUGGAGAUCACAGGACCCAUCCUCCCCUCGUCUCUCCACACCAUCACAAACCUUCUUCGGCCCUCACAGAAAGGAAACUACUCCGCUACUCUCUACACGCACGCACCUACUGCUGUCAUGAACGUGCACGCCAAGCAAGAGUGCACCCCCUGCUCCGUGGACCUGUCCGGGUGUGGCCUCCACCCCGCCUCCCUCCAGCAGCUGCAGCAGCCCUCGAGCCUGGGCAAGACCGCUCUGACACACAUCAACUUGAACAACUACAGCUACACCUGGAAAAACUGAAGGGUUGCUCAGGGAGAGAACUGAUUUCUGAUCUGAUCUUAAGUGCACCUUUUAUCUCUAAAUGUCUUUUCAAACAGAUUUUAUUUCAUUACGUUCUUUUAAAGUUGUGUCCUUAUAUUGAGUGAAUAGUUCUGAGUUUAUUUUAACACACUUAAAUGUAUUGUUGUGGCAGCUUAUUUUAAAUCAAUUUUUAUUUGUUUUCGAUUAUUAUUUUUUUUAUUUGAGAGGAAAUUGAUUGUUCAGUUUGGCUUUUAUGAAUGAAAAUCUAUUGUUGCAUUGUGACAUGUUGUCAGGUGUUUGGGACUGGAUUGCUCAGGGAAUAAAUUGAAUGCUCUGGAAUCAUUUUUUAGCUUUUUAUUCUGAAAACAACCCUAAGAGAUGUGUAUGCGGUUUAUGCCUCAGUUGUGUAAGAUUCAAACUUUCUGGAAAGCUUGUAGAAACACCAUUUAAAGUUUGAAAGAAUCAGUUACCGGCUGAUGCCUGGCUCGUUUCCUCCGUUUUAUUCUUCAUGAAAUGAAAGCAUAUAUGACAGAAUGUUGUUGAACUAUUUUUCAUCAAGAGAAAAUAAAUAAUUUAAC